Messenger RNA from Lacerta agilis (Sand lizard), 2055 nucleotides. It is a transcript of the gene SERINC3, whose product is annotated as serine incorporator 3. The record is from RefSeq and is a predicted model, not a curated record. NCBI's taxonomy places the organism in Eukaryota, Metazoa, Chordata, Lepidosauria, Squamata, Lacertidae. Gene Ontology annotation, cellular component: membrane. The transcript is spliced from 11 exons. Bases 110 to 1471 code for a protein of 453 amino acids.
GAGAGCGAAGGGGCUGCGUUGCCGCCAUGGGGGCCGUUCUAGGGGUUUGUUCCGUGGCCAGCUGGUAGUAGUUUGGAGUUAGUCCCUAUCAAGAGAGAGUUAUGUGCAUAUGUGCAAGAUACCAUGCCUGUGCAGCGGUGCAUCAUGUUUGCUGUGUCGCUGUUGUCCCAACAGCAAGAAUUCUACGGUGACUCGGCUUAUUUAUGCCUUCUUGCUUCUACUAAGUACUCUUGUUGCUUGUAUCAUGCUGGCACCAGGAAUGGAAAUGCAGCUGAAAAAGGUGCCUGGAUUUUGUGAUAAGUUGGUUCACUGUGAAGAAUUGGUUGGAUACAGAGCAGUCUACCGAGUCAGUUUUGCCAUGGCGGUGUUUUUCUUUCUCUUCUCACUAAUCAUGAUACAAGUGAAAUCAAGUAAAGAUCCAAGGGCUUCUGUACAUAAUGGGUUUUGGUUCUUCAAAAUAGCUGCCAUUGUUGGCAUCAUGGUUGGAGCAUUUUACAUUCCAGAAGGACCUUUCACAACAGCGUUGUUUGCCAUUGGCACUUGUGGGGCCUUCUGCUUCAUUUUAAUCCAGCUGGUACUGCUUGUUGAUUUUGCGCACUCCUGGAAUGAAUCCUGGGUUGAACGAAUGGAAGAGGGAAACUCCAAAUGCUGGUAUGCAGCUCUGUUGACAUGUACUGGCCUUUUCUACACCCUGUCCUUUAUUGCCGUUGUGCUCUUCUAUGUCUUCUACACAAAACCUGAUGCCUGUACGGAGAACAAGUUUUUCAUCAGUUUUAAUAUGCUUGUCUGCAUUGCUGUGUCAAUCACAUCAGUCCUUCCAAAAGUCCAGGAACACCAGCCUCGUUCUGGCCUUCUCCAGUCUUCUAUCAUUACUCUCUACACAAUGUACCUCACUUGGUCAGCCAUGUCCAAUGAGCCUGAACGCAUCUGUAACCCAAGUCUUCUGAACAUCAUCAGCCAGAUAGCUGCUCCUACUUCCAUCCCAGCAAAUGUAACUGCUAUUGUACCUCCUGUUGUUCCUACACCUGGACCACAAAAGCUGCAGUGGUGGGAUGCACAGAGCAUUGUUGGACUUACAGUCUUUGUACUUUGUCUCUUGUAUUCCAGUAUCCGAUCUUCCAACAACAGUCAAGUGAGCAAACUGACUCUGUCGACAAGUGACAGCGUCAUUUUGGACGAUACUACCGGAACUGGUAGCGAUGUAGAAGAUGGAGAAAUUCGCCGGGUCCCGGAUAAUGAAAAAGAUGGUGUCCAGUAUAGUUAUGCCUUCUUCCACUUCAUGCUGUUUCUUGCCUCCCUGUAUAUCAUGAUGACUCUUACUAAUUGGUACAGCCCUGAUGCCGAAUUCAAAACUCUGACAAGCAAGUGGCCAGCUGUCUGGGUGAAGAUCUCCUCCAGCUGGGUUUGUCUCCUCCUCUAUCUCUGGACCUUAAUGGCACCUCUUGUCCUUCCUAAUCGGGACUUCAAUUAAACGAUAAUUUCUCUGAAAGCAUAGAAACAUGAAGUUCCUCUCUGCUGAAAGCCAAAUGGUCUGUAUCGCUUCUUGGAGCCAAGGCUCCAGCCAUCUCUCCUGCAACAUAUACAGAUGAAUAGAAAGCUGCUAACUUGUAUAAUGCUUGAUGCAAAAAUCUAAGCUCUGUACAUUUUGAUAUGUUUAAAUGAAAGCUAGCUUUACCAUUAGUCUACAGCUGUGCUGUUUGAUACCGUAAAAAAGCCAGUAGUGUAAACAACAAGAGUUGAAAGAAAAAUUGCUUGAGCUUAAAGUAAUAUAUUUUAAAGUUAUUCCAAUGCUUCAGUAUAUGGAAGUGAAAGCCAUACUGCAGGUGUACAUUCCAUUUCAAGAAAACAUGUUUAAUUGUGUAUUAACAUACAGAAUGUUUUUCUCAAUGGAGCAGCAUGUUAUAUAGUAUGGGAAGUUCAAAUUAGCAAUUUUUGGAUCACUGUAGAAGACCAAUUUUAUAGAUAAAUUCUACUGAACUUUAGUAUUUGUCAGUUAAUUCCAAAUGAAGUAUCUACUAUGCUUUAAUUAAAUUAUAUUAAAAUAAUUUGAAGUGC